This is a messenger RNA of Sardina pilchardus (European sardine), 8260 nucleotides long. RefSeq names its product peroxisome proliferator-activated receptor gamma, coactivator 1 beta (gene ppargc1b). NCBI's taxonomy places the organism in Eukaryota, Metazoa, Chordata, Actinopteri, Clupeiformes, Clupeidae. Gene Ontology annotation, molecular function: RNA binding; transcription factor binding. Gene Ontology annotation, cellular component: nucleus. The coding region runs from base 1 to 2838 and encodes 945 amino acids. The transcript is spliced from 12 exons. The record is from RefSeq and is a predicted model, not a curated record. Gene Ontology annotation, biological process: positive regulation of transcription by RNA polymerase II.
AUGGCGGACUGCGCUUCACUGUUGGAUGAGGAGCUCUCUUCCUUUGUCUUCAAUUACCUGACAGAAAACUCCGGGAGCCAGUAUGGGGAGGAGGAGGUCUGUUCAGACCGCCUGGACGCAGACUUCCCUGACCUUGACCUCUCUCAACUGGACGCCAGCGACUUCAACUGCCUUAGCGAGCUGCACUGGUGCACAGACCAGUCGGGCAGCUCCCCGGCUUCCAGCCACUACGCAGGGGACCCCGAGUUCUUUGAGAUAGAAGAGGAAAAUGCAGCCCUGUUGGCAGCACUCACAGACAGCCUGGACGGCAUUGUGGAGGACGAGGUGGGGGGUCUGUCCGUCUUCCCCUCGCUGGGCGACGGACCCGAGGACGACGACGACGACGUAGACGAGGACCACGGACGGCUACGGCUCUGCUCGCAGAAGCAGCAAGGCCCCCUAGUGGACACAGAGCAGUUGUGCAGCUCGCCCGGCUCCGAGCCUGAAGACCCGUCUCUAUUAAAAAAGCUCCUGCUCACCCCCCCAAACGUGCCUGUGGGCCUCGACUCUCACAAAGAGGCCAGUUUCCAUCGCCAUAGCAGCCGCAACCACCACCUCAAGCCCGUGAGGCCUCCUGCUAAGACUGCAGACAGCACAGGCUCUCAGGAGCGUAAGCCCCGGGCAGUCCGGCCAGCCGGCCGCCUCUGCACAGAGCUGCACCGUCACCUGACCACAGACCGGCAGGAGCCCGACACGGAGGAGGAGGAGGAGCAGGAGGAGGCGGCCGAGGAGGACGAUGACGAGGACAGCGAGUCCGAGGAGGAGGACGGUGAGGAGGAGGAAGAGGAGGAGGAGGAAGAAGAAGAGGAGGAGGAAGAGGAGGAGUCCUCCGGCAGCGAGGGCGAGAGCUGCGCCUCGGCGCUGACCCCCCUGGGUCCCCCGGCCCCCCCACCCAAGCCCCAGUUCUCGUCGGAGCGCGAGCUGCACUCGGUGGUGGAGCUGGUGAAGUACAUGCACACCUAUUGCCUCCCCACGCGCAAGCAGGCCAGCUGGGACCGCAAGGACCGCGAGGCGGCCGCCGCCGCUCACGCUCACGCCGGCCAGGCCCGCCGGGCGGCUCCGUCCGCCAGCGUCCAGCGGAGCGCCGGGAACUGCCACAAACCCGCCGCCGCCGCCAGCACCAGUCACCACGGCAACAGUGCGGCGGUGCGUCCGCGCCUGGCGUUCACGCGGCAGCGGGAGGUGCGCGCGUACUCGCUCCUCCGGGAGCUGCUGCAGGCGGUCAGCCCGCUGGACGUCAGCAAGCCCUACCGCCUCCACAGCCCCCCCUACUGCGCCGGAGGCGCAAAGACUGAGAGCGCCGCCGCCGCCGCUGUCACACGCCCACAGACCCUGACGACCGCCCCCGCCUCUCCGCAGGUGGCCCACGGCUCUCGGAAAAGCCCGGAGCCGGAGGCCGAGCUGGGGGCCGAGGAGGACGGCGAGCAGGACGCCUCGUUCUCGGUGCGGCGCUCCCGCCGCCUCGCCUCGUUCCCCAGCCGCUUUGCCAAGAGGUCGCGACCCAUGCGGGUCCCGUCCAACCCCACCUCCGCGCCCACCGUCGACGAGCCCCUGCAGGUCUCCAUGGAUACGGGCGUGGCCCUGAAGGAGGGCCCCCACAAGAGCCCCGAGUGCAGCGGCAGCCCCCUCUGUGACAGCGAGAACAGAUCCUGCCUCUGCCUUCCGCUUACUCCCAAAUCCACAGGAGACUCGCAGUAUGCCAACAAGCCCUUUGAGGCGACACUUAGCGUGGAGCUGUGUGGCACAGCAGGCCUGACUCCUCCGACCACCCCCCCUCACAAGCCCGUGGAGGAGGAGCUCUUCAAGCCGUCGCCGUCCCCCCCCUCCCGGGGCUUCCUGUCGCGGACUCACGGGCGGAAGCUUCCGGAGCAGACGGAGCUGUACGCGCAGCUCCAGCGCAUGGGCCAGGCGGGCGGCUCGCACGGCGCCCUCGCGCGCCCGGGCUCCCUGCGCUCCUACGGCGACCACGACUACUGCCUGCUCAACCUGUCCUCCGAGAGCCGCAAGCGCCCGGCCUCCGCCCUGCUGACCCCCACCAGUCCCCCGGCGACCAUCACCAUGACCACCGCGGCUGCGGUCGCUCCAGCCCCGCAGGCGUCCGGCGAGGGCGGGGAGAAGUCGGCGGCGGCAGCGACGUCGGCGCUCGAGGAGGCCAGUCGGCUCUGCCCCAAGCUGCAGGCCCAGCCGGCGCAGCGGUACGAGGGGAAGGAGGCGGAGGGCCGCCGGGGGGCGGCGGGGUGCUCGUCCCCGCCUCAGGCGCUCUCGGCGAGGAACGUGGACGAGGACGUGGGGCCGCCGCGCUCACCGUCUCCCGGCAACGUGCAUCCGGCCGCGCCCUGCUGCGAGCCCCACUCUCCCAAAGUCGGCUACAGCUGUGAAAACUCUGAGACCUGCCACGGAGACAAACAGAGGAACAAAGCAAAGGCCGGACAGCAGAACGAUGAUAACUGCCGGGUGUUCUACAUUCACAACCUGCCCAGCAGUGUGACCCAGAGCAUGCUGCGCAAGCGCUUCGAGGCCUUCGGUGAUCCCGAGGACUGCAGAGUGGUCAUCAAAAACGAUGUGUGUAGGCCAGUCAGCAGAGAGCGCUGUGGAGUGAUCACCUUCAGGAAGGGACAGAGUGGCGGUUCUCAGCGGUACCGGUCAGGGUUCCAGAACGCUGGCAGCGGAUCACGUCGGCUCAGCCGGAAGCGCUACAUAGACCUGGAUGAGGCUGGCCCUGGCCCCGUGAAGAGCAAGUACGACUCGAUGGACUUUGACACCCUCCUGAAGGAGGCCCAGAAGAGUCUGCACCGCUGAGGGGCCGCGCCACGCCGCGCCGCGCCUUACUCGCCUCGUCCACUACGUUCGCUCGGAUCACCAACGGCCCAGUUUUCCUUGCUCCUUUUGCCUCUCCGGCUCCCGCAGUCUCGUCUGACUGACUGACCGACCGACCCGCCUGCCUCAACUUGGCCCCCCUAGGCCCUGUUUGUGGACACGCGCCUCAGUACCUCAAAGCAAGGCCACUUCUUAAUGUUUACAUUUUCAACAUCGGAAAAAUAAGAAGCAAGACCUUUGGCUCUACUUCUACUGAGGGGACACCUCUGAGGAUCGCGAGGAGCAGGAGACGGGAGGAUUUUUAAAAACAAGAGAGAGAGAGAGAGAACAACAAACAAACAAUACGAACGAACAAACUCAAAGAAAGAAAGAAAGAACAAACAAACAAACAAACACGAGAAGUGAAACAACUAGAAACACUGAACACGAAUGCUGCUUCCUGUGUGUGUGUGUUCCAAGACGUCAUCGUUGCCACCUUAUUGCUAAAGGCCGAGGUCUCUGUAGCACCCCUGUGUUCCUUGCGUUUGGUCAUUGUGCAGUGUGUGUGUGUGUGUGUGUGUGUGCGAGCGCGUGCUUUUUGUAUCCUCUCCCCCCUUGUAUUCGUGAGCUAUUGGCUGAGUCGCGGGGUAUAUUCCUGCGAUAGUUUGUCAUAACGUAGCUAUAUAAAUAUUAGCAACCUGUUGAUGUUCAACUGUGUGUGUGUGUGUGUGUGUGUGUGUGUGUGUGUGUUGAUGAGCUUUUUUUAAAUUAAGAAAAAGAAAAAAAGAAAUUGAACCUAAAUCCUGAUGUAGAGUUUACAAAUCACAGAAGAGAGACAAAAAAGUUCUUACUGUUAAAAAAAUAAGAAUUGACUAAGAAUAACCUGUAUGUGCUUCCUUGAUUUUCCGUCUAUGCACUCGUGGGUCUGUACUGCUCCUGAGUCCAUCUACCCUCAGUAUCACCACAGCUCAGGGCACGACUGCUGGCCACAGACAGGGCUCUCUCUCUCCCUCUUACACACACACACACACACACACACACACACACACACACACACACGCAUUGCCAACUAUUAACAAACUUCCAAAAGUCCACAUCAUUCUCACAGUAGCUACAGUAGAUGUCUACUGUUUUUUUUCUUUUGUUCUCUAAACUGUUAAACUUCUAAACAGUUGGCAAGUCUAUUUCUGACUCUCUUCCCCCCCUCCCCCCUCCCCUUAUCACGAUCACAGUGUACUCCUUGGGGAAAAACUCAUUAAGCCAGAAAUUAAUACCCUAUUUAGCAGACUAGCUUAUCAGUGGGUCAGUGUAGCUUCAGCCAUAAAUGGACACACACCGUUUGUUUUGGUGUUGUAAUGUAACGGCAAUGCCCUGACAAUGUUUCCCAGGACCCCAGUGUCUCAUUGGCUUUCAUCUAAUAAACAACAGUUUGUCUUUGACCAUACUAGUCGGAAGUUUCAACCUCUCCCAUUCCCUACCACACACACACACUCUUCCAUCCACACACACACACACAUACAGAACUCUGAAUGUAGUCCUAGCAUCAGCCAUUUUGUUCUGAGCCCAGCGAGAGAGCCGUUGCCUGUGAAGCCAGCAGCCGCGCCCCAUUGAAGACUGCAGCCAUGUCCUGUGAGCCAGAAUGGCGUCCUGGACCCAGGCGGGUUAACUGUGCAGCCUGCAGGGAAGCUGAGAGGUCAGUGAAAGGCUGGAGAGGGGAGUAAAGUCCUCCGCGGUCUGACUAAAAAGGAGAAAGCCUCACGCCUCAAGCUGCAGAGAACACCCCCCCACCCCCCACCUCCCCCCAGAGAUGUGAUCUCUGCUCUGUUUACACCCCUCCUCCUCCUCUACUCUCGUUUUUUAGCAGCGCCCCCCCCUUCCCGGAUGGGUUGAGGGCCUCUUUUGCGGGUUUUUCUUUUUCUAGUUCUCGUCUUGUGGCUAAAACAGAAAAAAAAUAAUAAUAAUCAAUACUUUUUCUAUGUGUGCAGUUUUUUCUAAUCGACAAAAAAAAAGAAUCUAAAAUAUGUAUAUCCCACGUGUGUCAUGUGUUGUCUGUGUCUUGUGAUCUGAUUGGGCCGGAGGGGACACACCCACCGUGGUGGAUGCUGGGAGUUGAAGUCUUUUCUCUCCUGCUCGCCAUCGUUUGUUUUCUUCAGGGGUGCCCCCUCCACCCCGUCCCAACCUGUGAACUCUGUAAAGUGUGCACGUACGUACGUGUGUGUGUGUGUGUGUGUAUGUUUGUAUGUAUGUAUGUGUGUGUGCGUAUGUGAGAGCGAGAGAGGUUGGGGGAUGGCUGUGUAUUGCCCCCACCAUCACUACUUCCUUUGUUUUUUUGUUUUGUAUUGUUUUGUUCUGUUCUGUUCUGUUCUUUCCUCCUUCAAGAUAAAGUAAUAAUCCCUUCCCUCACCCCCCUUUGUCCGUCGCCCUCUUCAGCCACACAAGCAAUCUGAAUGUUUACAUCUCUGAAUUCCCUGUUUGAGCUGACCAGAGCACACACGUUGAGCACAGACGCCUUAUGCAGUGGUACCGUUGCCCCGACCCCCGCCCCCCCCCCCCCGCCCAGUUGGGACGUGCCUUUUUUGGGCCUGCCCGCCGGGCUUCGUCUGUGGUGACGGCGGCUAAAUAUCUAGCGCAUCCCUCACAGACUCGCAAAAUUCCGUUCUACUGGUCCGGUCCGGUCCGGUGGUCACCGGUGGCAACCCGGACCCCAAACUGCGCCGCGACGGUGGCUUUGUGCUUGUUAUAUACACUAACUAUACGAGUUAUAACAGUGUGCUGGUUUACAUACUACAGAUUGGAUAUAGGAUAUGUAUUUAGCACCGUGUUCAGCUAGAGGGGGGAAAAAAACAUUGGAUGUGUGUAGUGGAGCAAUAUGGAAGACUGUGUGUGUGUGUGUGUGUGUGUGUAUGGGUGCGCGUGUGAGUAUGCUUGUGUGACGCACGUAGUCUGUUGUGUUUGUGUGUGUGUGUUUUAUGAAGGACGCAGUACAGGAACAGUAGGAGUCGCAGAAGGGAAACUGAUGUGCAUAUAAACGUCAGGACUGACACACUGGUGUAAAAAAUAAUCCCUUUAGAAAAAAAGUUAUUUUUUUGUUUCCCUUUCUUCCUUUUUUUGACUCUAACGUUUUUAACCUUUUUUAUGCAAUUAAGAUGCAAUACAUGAUGUAUUUUGUCUGAAAGACUAAUGGGUUUUAUUUGAGAUGUUCUUUUAAUAUUAUGGGGCAGAUGUUGAAGAGAUCCUGUACUGUAAAGUUCUGUAACUUGAAGACUGCUAUAGACAAAAAAAAAUACCCUUAACAAGUAAUAUAACCAAAACACUUGGGCAACAACCCUGUCAUAGGAUCCACAACACAAAAGACAAAAGAGGAAAAAAAAGGUAUAGGCCCUUAACUAGCCUAGAAAUCUAGACGCCCCUAGUGGCAGAAAAUGUGGGUCUGGCUGGUCAGGCGAGCCCUUGACAUGAAAAAAGAUAAAUACACACACAUACUGAAUACUCAAUUAAUAAUCCUGGAUAUUUGUUGUUUCUUUUUUUGGGGAAAACUCUGUAUAAUAUUGCCACAUGUGGAUGGUACUUAUGUCAGUUAUACACAAUGGAAUGUCUGUGCACAGUCAUAUAUAUAUUAUGAACAUGGGUGCCCCUAGUGGCUGGAGGACUGAUGCAGGGGUCUACUGGGUGGAAAUAGACAGAGCAGGGCUGCAGUCAUAGUCACAUGUGCGUACACUCACAUACAUACACACACACACACACACUCACGGAUGCGCGCACACACACACACACACACACACACACACACAGACAUAAUGUGCUGACUGCUGAAUAAGGAUGGCCAGGUUUUUAGUGUGUGAGCCUUAAAGACAAUAGGGGGAAGACAAAGCUAUCUACAGCUUUAUCAAUAUAGUUAAAUCUCCUUUUAAUCAAAAAUGGAAAAAAAAUCUAAUGUGUUUUUCUUAAUUACUGAAGUAAUUAACUUUUCAAUACAGCCAUAUUCUAAAGGUAUAUACAUAUAUAUAUAAAUAUAUAUAUAUUUGUGUGUUUGUGUAGAUAAAUAUAGAAGAUAUAAUUUCUUAUAGAAAGUGUUAAUGUUGACCAUUCUGUUCAGUGUUUUUUUCCAAAACAUUUCAGUAAAUGCUGUCAAAUCUUUGGUGUGUAGACGAUCCAAAAUGAGAAGUAAUAAUUAUUUGAGUGUAGACUUCCAAAGGGAACCCUCUAUGAACGCAAUACAUCUUCCCACUCUUUUAUUUUUUAAAGACGGCCUGACGUUUUUCAGCAGAAGAUGACCAAAAAGAAUAUUUAAUGGGUUAGUAAACCACAAAUAAAUCUCUGGAUUUAUUUUCUACGAAUGUCACAAUCAAACUGUGUGUCCCGGAGUUGAUUGUUAUUUUUUGUUUGUUCAUCUCUCUCUUUCUAUUGUGUGUUUUACUUGUGUUUAGUACAGUGUGAGAUCAGAAUAAUGAGAUAUAUUUCUUUUUAUACGUCGUCUACAACCCGGAGAACCAUUGCCCCUCUACACCCUCUCAACCCUGUGACCCCCCCACCCCACCCCCACCCCCAUGAUGAUUGCAAUAUUAGAAAGGUAAAGCCAUGUUUGUGUCCACUGAUCAUAUUCUAGUCGGGGUCCUGUUCGGGCACAUCUGCUUGUACCUGCUUCCCCCUCCCCUUCACUCACAAGUUAUUUUUUAUGAGGCACCACCAGAUCACCAUGAUUUAAUAUGAUUUGUCUGUUUUGUUUGUGUUAUUGUUUUUGUUGACUUUUUGAAAUUAAAUAGUCUGGAUUGAGGCGGGUUGUGUGAUCAGAGCGGGUUAGAGAGAGUACGCCUCCUCGUGAUUGCAGGUCGUGAUUGAUCUCGUGGUGGUGAAGACGAAUGGAAAAGGGCAUACGUUGUUUUUCUGUUUUUUUCCCCGUUUCUGCUCAUUUUGCUUUUCUUUUCUCUCCUUCUCCUCGGGAUAUUUACAUCUACUGACUAUCACAUUGAUUUUUUUUUUAUUUUUUAACUUAGGUUUUGGUACACAGUGAAUACUGCUAGUGAGAUUUUAUAUUUUUACAUAUAUUGGUUUUAUUUUGAGUUGGUUCUUUUUUAUUUAUAUGCCACUUAGCUUGGAUGUAUUUUAAUGGUGUUUUUUUUUUUGUUUUGUUUCUUUUCUCAGUACUGUGUGAUUUCAUAUGUUGAGAAUGUGCAGACAGAAUGCAUUUCAGUAUUUUUGAAUUGUUAAAAUCUAGUUUCAUAGAUACAAAUUAUCUAUAUAGUGGAAAUUAUCUGUUAUAUUUUAAUUCGUGUACAUAGUUUUAAAAAAAGAAGAGUGUGUCUUCUUGAAACUGAAUACAUGUCUCUUCUGAGAUUGUUUACAUUAUUAAAAUGUAGAGAGAAUCCUCAUAUACUGUAAAAAGUACAUAUAUCCAUCGAUUUGCCUCCAAAAAUAAAAUCCUAAU